This is a messenger RNA of Penicillium daleae, 966 nucleotides long. Its product is annotated as ribose-phosphate diphosphokinase. Gene Ontology annotation, biological process: 5-phosphoribose 1-diphosphate biosynthetic process; purine nucleotide biosynthetic process; ribonucleoside monophosphate biosynthetic process. The record is from RefSeq and is a predicted model, not a curated record. NCBI's taxonomy places the organism in Eukaryota, Fungi, Ascomycota, Eurotiomycetes, Eurotiales, Aspergillaceae. Gene Ontology annotation, cellular component: cytoplasm; ribose phosphate diphosphokinase complex. The transcript is spliced from 4 exons. Gene Ontology annotation, molecular function: magnesium ion binding; ribose phosphate diphosphokinase activity. The coding region runs from base 1 to 966 and encodes 321 amino acids.
AUGUCUUCGUCUAACUCGAUCAAGCUGUUGACUGGCAACAGUCACCCUGAGCUGUCCCAGCUCGUGGCUGACCGCCUCGGCAUUGAGAUGACCAAGAUCAUGGUCCUUCAGUACUCCAACCAGGAGACUAGCGUCACAAUCGGUGAAAGUGUCCGAGACGAAGAUGUGUUCAUUCUGCAAUCAACACGGCCUAAUGACAUCAACGACGGUCUCAUGGAGCUCCUCAUCAUGAUCAACGCCUGCAAGACCGCUUCGGCCCGCCGCAUUACUGCCGUCAUCCCCAACUUCCCUUACGCCCGUCAGGACAAGAAGGAUAAGAGCCGUGCGCCCAUCACUGCCAAGCUCAUGGCCAAUAUGCUCCAGACUGCUGGCUGCAACCACGUCAUUACUAUGGAUCUGCAUGCUAGCCAGAUCCAGGGCUUCUUCAAUGUCCCCGUGGACAACCUGUAUGCCGAGCCUAGUAUGUUGAAGUGGAUCCGCGAGAACCUUGACGUGAGAAACUGCGUUAUUGUCAGUCCUGAUGCCGGUGGUGCCAAGCGUGCCACCGCCAUCGCCGAUCGUCUUGAUCUGCAGUUUGCCCUGAUCCACAAGGAGCGUGCCCGCCCCAACGAGGUCUCCCGCAUGGUCCUCGUCGGUAAUGUCAAGGACAAGAUCGCUAUCAUUGUCGACGACAUGGCCGAUACCUGCGGUACCCUUGUCAAGGCUGCCGACACCGUUAUGCAGCACGGCGCCAAGGAAGUCAACGCCAUCGUUGUUCACGGUAUCUUGUCCGGCAAGGCCAUUGAGAACCUGAACGGUAGCCGUCUGAACCGUCUGGUGGUUACCAACACCGUUCCCCACGCCGAGAAGAAGGAGCUGUGCGACAAGAUCGAGACUAUUGAUAUCUCACCCACACUGGCCGAAGCCUGCCGCCGCACACACAACGGCGAGUCUGUCAGCUUCCUCUUCUCUCACGCUGUUGCGUAA